UAGUUGGAAUGAAAGAAUGGAGUUUGAAAGGAAUACUGGGAAAUGAUAGAAAUAUAAUGGAUAUUUGCAUAUUAAGGAAAGCACUAUUUCUCACUGUUGCUACACACUCGUGUACAGUAGGUGGCGGUAUGCACCUUAAAGUUGCUUGCGAUCCGCCAUAAUAGAAAAGAAGAAGAAGAAGAACAAGAGGAAAAAGAAGAAGAAGAAGAAGCAGCAGCAGAAGCAGAAUCAGAAGCACUAGUGGGUUUUGGGAUACAACCAGCAUGGGUGCUCGACUCGCGCGGAUAUUCCGAAACUAUAACGUGGAGGACCGCGCGCUCCGAGAGAUCUCCAAAGAGAAGCCGAGGUCAGCACCCCGGCACGUGACCACAGCGAUGCCGACCACCGUUAGCUCUGAGGCCGCGGAGUUGGUGACGAAGAAGAAUGAGUCGUUGUUGGAACAUCUCAGGUCUGUGUAUGUUGAGUCCACAGAUCCAACAGCAGCUCCAGAGUUUUCGGGGGAUGUGUUUGCAGGUAAAGAAGCAGACCGGAGGCCCCUCAAAGUCAGUUUACCAGGAGGUGUGUUCGGCCUGCCAGAGCUCACAGAUGUUCCUAAAGGGAAGCUGGCUCUUGCUGAAGCUCUGAAGGCUCUCGGCAGCCACCAGCACCAGCCUCGGACUUGGUCGGCGGAAAAGAUUGCUCAGGAAUAUUGCCUGGAAUUAAAAGACACAAAAUCUGUGGUCGAAUUCUUUAUCCCUUUCAAGGUUGAGAUUAUCCCUCCAAAGAGUAGAACUGCCAAGCGAAUAAAGGCUUCCUAAGAAUGGAAUCAGGAGGAAUGGAGAAGCUUUUACCUCACUUAUUUAUGUUCUGUAAUAUUAGAGUGGAAAAGGAUGUAGCUUUUCCAUGGUUUAAGUGAUGUUUAAAUGGAACAACAGAACAUUUUUAAUAUAAAUAGAUGAAAAAGAACUGUCAAUCACAGUGAUCUGAUCAAAAACAAGUCCAUGAAGAUGACAUUCUCUUCUCCUGUUGGUUGUUUAGGGCUCCCCAUCUCAUGCAAAGUUGAGAUGCAUAAAACAAAGUUUUUUUUAUUUGUUUUUUUACAGUGAAGGCUUACAGAUUUUAAUUUCUAUUUACGAAUCAUAAAUGACAAAGUACCUUGUACUCUUUGUGUAUUCAUUUCUAAAUUUAACUCAGAAGUAGAAUUAGAUAGAUUUAGUAUUUUCCAAAUGAUAAAUGUUAUUGAUCCAAAGUUAUGCUAAUGGUUAAAUGAGUAGCUCUUUUAUGUCUUUUUAUUGUUUAGAUCCUUCUCCUGUUCAAGUCACUCUGUGGCUGUGAUCGAACUUUACAAAUACUCAUAGUGGCCCUACUCCCCUCCAUAAAGUGUGUACUCAAUCAAAGGGAACAUAAGUGUUCAAGUGAGCAGGUUACAAGUGUUCAAAAAUUUGAGAAUUGGGACAGUAUGCCAAUAUUUUGCAACUUUGAUAUCCAAAAUGUUAGGACUGAUCACUGUUUUGGCACUUGGACUGCUAAAAUUCACAACAAAAAAAUUGAUUCUAAAUGUACAGUAUUUUUGCUUUUCAAUGUAAUUGCUAGAGAUAUUUAGCUGUUCAAACGUGUGCUAAGACUUGUUGAAUACAGAGCAAAAUGUGAUGUAAUCGCACAUGCUCUCUUGUAACAAAAAUCUCAAUACUUUACAUUGAAAGCUGUUUUUUUUUUCUUUUUAUGACUCACAACCUGCUAACUGAACAUUAUAGUUCCAACAUGACAAAACAUUUAACAGUCGUAAAGGCAAAUCUCCCUGUGAUUUGACUAAUUAAGAGACAUGAUUACAUUUUGAGUUGUUUCUUGAGGAAAAAUUCUUAAAGAAAAAAAUUGUCGAAGUUAGUUUGAUGUAAAGUGGAGCUGAUCUGACAAAGAGAAAGAGGCCUGAUGCUAUAUUUUGAGAAAUAAAAAAACAAAUGUAAUUAUUAAAAUGUCCUUUUUAAAAUAAAUUAUGAAUGUUUGGCUUUAUAGACCAAAAAUGUUAGAAGAAAUUAACAAGAAACACUGACUUCAAUUUUAUUCCUCUAUAGCCUGAGUAGAAAACAUUUAUUUAAAAAUUAUGAAAUCCUUAAGCAAAAUAAGAACUCAAUGCCUUUCUAUUUCAUCCAUCCAUUUUCUAAUUAGCCUUCUCCUUGGCUAGGUCUGGAGUUGCUGGUGCCUAUACCCAGCUGGAUUCCGGGCAAGAGGCGGGCUACGCCCUGGACAGGUCGCCAGUCUGUCACAGCCUUUCUAUUUCACUCCCACAAAAAAAUUAAGA
Poeciliopsis prolifica (blackstripe livebearer) is the source of this 2278-nucleotide messenger RNA. RefSeq names its product NADH:ubiquinone oxidoreductase complex assembly factor 4 (gene ndufaf4). The transcript is spliced from 3 exons. The record is from RefSeq and is a predicted model, not a curated record. Gene Ontology annotation, cellular component: mitochondrion. Lineage: Eukaryota; Metazoa; Chordata; Actinopteri; Cyprinodontiformes; Poeciliidae. Gene Ontology annotation, biological process: mitochondrial respiratory chain complex I assembly. The coding region runs from base 264 to 797 and encodes 177 amino acids.